Amoebophrya sp. A25 is the source of this 1936-nucleotide messenger RNA. The record is from the annotation of a GenBank genome assembly. NCBI's taxonomy places the organism in Eukaryota, Dinophyceae, Syndiniales, Amoebophryaceae.
CAUGGUGAGUAUUGAAAUAACUGAAAGGCGAACGAAGCAAGAGGACAAGGAGAAGGACGAGCCUAGAUUCGAUGAACAAGAAGACAGAUUUUGUCACUUCUAGUGUGUCAAUGUUGCAAAAAUAGAUAUAACUAAAUAAUGACGACGUCGGUAACUACAUUUGGAUCCUUAAGGACAAUUACUACAGUCAGAACUUGUCCAGUCAGAACUUUAAGUAGCUAGCAAUAUAAUUUUUAAGGUGCAAGGUCUCAUUUCUUUCGCGAGAAAUGGACGACUCCCGCAUACGUCGUACCUCAGCUGGCCCGAGUACAUGUGUUUGGACUACUAGGACAACUUAAACCCAUAUGCUAUUCGCAAUCAAGAGUUGCAAGCCCAACUUUAUUAACCAGACCGAAUAAACAAAAUGUCGCUCCUCUUGAGGCCAACUACAGGUUUCAUAAUCACCUUGGCGUUUGCUUUGCUGUUACAAGGUCAAGGUGUGGCUGCUUUGUCACUCAAGGCACCAUGGAAACAACGAGAGGAAGCCAUCUUAGCAGCUACUACUGAUCUUCAACAGCGCAACAUUCCCAUUGGUCUUCGUCACGUUCUUGAACCGCCAGCAGCAGCGGCGCAAGGGGAACGCCAAGACAUUUUUGACCACAACAACGCUUCUGAAGAUCAAGUCCAAGUAGUAAACCAAGACAUAGAACUACAUGAAGAUGAUCAUGGUGAUGAUCAUGUUCCUUCUUACAGUGCAAUGAUAAAUGAAAUGCACCAAGAAGAAGCAGAGAUGGACGAUGACACUUGGGAUUCCUCAGCAACUCUCCAUUCUGAAGACGUAUUCGGUAGAGACGGUGAAGAAAUCACAGCCGCCACCGCCUUCACCGACUUCAUCGGACAAGCGCAUAGCCGUGCGUGCCAAUAUGUUCUGGCUGAGGAGGACACGGGCAUUCGUCCAAACGUCGAUUUAGAGCACUCAAACACGACUGCUCUAAGAAACUACAAUAACAACAAUUUAGAGCAGCACGACUCUGUCGAGUUGCAGCAGUUUAAUUUUCAGCGUGGGGGUUCCAGCGCGUCGGCAGCCUUUUCGCCGUCGAGGGUCAUGACAAGUGGAACAGAUGAUGAGGGAGAACAUCUUGCAAACAUAGUUCAAAGGUUUCCUCUCCCGCACGAAGACGACGUUGGUACAACGACAUACGUGUGGUCUCAACUUCCUCGUCCACAAGGAUAUGUUGACUCCGCGGGCCCUUAUCAGGCGGAAUCAAGAACUACAUCUGCUAGCCAAGGGCUCGCAAAUGCUUUACAACAAGAUCGUCAAAAACUAAAUGAUGUUAAUCAGUUGCCUCAAGAAAUCAAAGGAGAAGCAAGUUCGACAGAUGGAACUGUGGUACGGAGACAUCAACAAGGACAAGAUGCAAGUGCAAGACGUAUUUCAACAAGAGCAGCACAAGCACAACGAGGACGACAACAAGGAGACACAGACAGUAGUACUAGUAGAAUAUUAACAGUAAAUAGUAGACUUCCAACAUCAUCAACAUCACAUGCAGUUGUAGAUCGAGAGGCGCAGCCAGUCUCUUCUCGUGAGGCACCCACGUAUGUGCCAUCUUCGAUUCUCAUGCAGGAGGCUUUCAGAGAAGAUGCUAUUGGUAAUAGUGUGGGAGGUGUGGGUCUGGGACUGGGUCCUUUUCCUUCCGUGAUCGAUUUUGAGGAUCUACAACGACCAUACGCAGAGGCAGAAGAAGCUAGGAAAAUAGAAGUAGAAGAAGUGGCUAGAUCUGUCACAUUGGCGGCCUGCCUAAACCGAGAAGGGCGGAAGAGCUUAGCAGGAGGAAACGCGAGCAGCGCGAGCUUCCUCCCAACAAUGAGUAGCGCCACUAUAGAGGCAACGGAUCACCUUCACAGCUUCAACGUCAGCAAAAUCGUAGAAAUCCGAAGAGAGGCAGGGAAGUCGUAG